Moneuplotes crassus is the source of this 2571-nucleotide messenger RNA. The record is from the annotation of a GenBank genome assembly. NCBI's taxonomy places the organism in Eukaryota, Ciliophora, Spirotrichea, Euplotida, Euplotidae.
AUGGAAAAGGAGGAAGCUGUCUUCUAUUCACAAUCAAAAGAGCAACUAACUAAGGGGCAAGAAGAGAAGAAGAUGUUAAAGAAUGUAUCUAAAAGUCCAGUCAAAAAACCGAAAGAGCUUGAAAAGGCACAAAUUCAAGGACUUAGAGAUGAUGAAAUUGAGUAUGGAGAAGAUGAACUCAGAAAUGAGCAUGAUUUUUACCUUAUCAGCGCUGUAAAUAAUAGGCUCAUUGAAGGUCGCUUCAUAAUCACAAGGUUUAAGAUAGUGUUCGUUCCGUAUGACAAGGAGCUUCAGAGGAAUGAAUUCUUUAAGAAAAUGAAUGUGAUAGAAUUAUAAACCUCAUUGAAAAAGUGACGAAAUUCUUUAACAAAAAGGCUCCUGACCAAUAUUACCUUGAUAUAUUCACUAAAGACUUCAGACAGAUGCGAAUAGUACCUAGAUCUUAUCCUAACAUGGAUGAAAUUUACAACAAUCUUUUGAUUGUUGCUUUUCCGAGUAAAUUUAGCAGUUCAAUAUUUGCCUUUAAGCAUAAAAUUUCUAAGCCAAGGAUCUCUUCUCGUGAUAAAUCAGUAAUUGAAAAACUUAUGCAAGUUGUACCUGAAUUCAGGACUUACAGUAAACUCCCUACAGAUGGAUGGAAUGUUUACAAAUUCUCACUGGAGUAUAAAAGAAUGGGAGUCAUUUUCUUCCUUUGCAAUGCAACUGAGCAGGAUAAUUCUGAGCUAUAUCCAUUUAAAGCAAUCAGGUGAUGGAAUAAAACUAAGAAAGGCCGACAGUUAUGCAAGACUUAUCCUGAAUAUAUUAUUGUUCCUAACUCCAUCACUAAUUCUGAACUGGAAGGUACAGCUAAGUUCAGGACUAAGGGAAGAUUCCCUGGUCUCUCUUACUAUUAUAAAAAGAACGGAACUUCUCUCUGGAGGAGCUCUCAAAAUAAAGGAGGGAUUACUAGCAGGUCUACUUCGGACGAAAAUAUGUUGUUAAAAAUUGGAAAUACGAAUACCAUCACAAACAAGGUUGUCAUCUUUGAUGCCAGGAGUAAAAUAAACGCAAUGGCUAACAAGUUAAACAAGGGAGGUUAUGAAAACUGUGACAAGCAUUACACUAAUUGAAAGUUGUACUUCUGUGAUAUCGAUAAUAUUCAUGGAGUCCGUAAAGCAUAUGAGAAAAUGUUCCAAGCCUGAAGUAACCAGAAUACAAAAGGAAAUUUCUAUGAAGCAAUGGAAAAAUCCGGGUGGAUAAAUCUCAUCCAGAAAUUAAUCGUCUCUGCCAAAGAUAUAGCUACUGUCAUGGAUAAUCAUGAAAAGAAUGUCUUGAUUCAUUGUUCCGAUGGAUGGGAUAGAACUGCACAGCUCAGCACUCUUGCUCAGAUCAUUUUGGAUCCUUUCUACAGAACUCUGAAAGGGUUUCAAAUCCUGAUAGAGAAAGACUGGGUUUCUUUUGGCCACAUGUUUGAAUUACGACUAGGCCAUUUCAAAGUUCAAAAGCAAGAUACAAGUCAAAGAUCGCCCAUCUUCAUUCAAUGGUUAGAUUGAGUGCAUCAGUUAUUACACCAAUUUCCAACAGCUUUUCAGUUUAAUAUUGAUCUUCUAACUUUCCUUGCACAUGAAGUGUAUACAUGUAAAUAUGGAACUUUCCUCUUUGAUUGAGAGUCUGAAAGAGCAGAAAUGAUGGUAAGAAAGAAGACUAUCUCUAUUUGGACAUACGUGAAUAGGAAUUUAAUGAGAUUUCUAAACCCUUUCUACAAGAAAGAUGAUGAGAUCUACUCGCCAACAAUGGGCUUACUAAAUACAUCUCCAAACAUGAUUUUCCCAAUGAGUGAUUAUACCUCGAUCAGGAUAUUCAAGGAGCAUUUCUUCAAGUAUAAUGAUGAGCAUCAAAUGCAGCAACAAGCUACUUAUGGCUCUCCAAUGGAGAAGCUUAACAAAGUGAUGAUGAAAGAGAUGGAUCUUCAUGUGGAAAACACUGAACUCAAAUAAACUUAUCAAAAGCAUGUGAGAAGAAAUGUCCAAAAUGCAGCAAGAAAAAGAAGAGAUUUCAACGAAGCCAGAUUAUUCUAAUGACCAAUCUAAAGAUGGGCAUACACAGCCUGAGAGUACUGAUAGUGCUGAUAAAAGUAAAGCUCCAGAAUUGCAGAAAGAAGUGCCAAUCAAAAGAAAACCUAGUAUCGAGGUGGUAUAUGAGAAUAAAAAGGAUCAUCAGGAGACAAAAUUUGUAGUCAAUCUUUCAGACAAGGAUGAAAAUGAAGAAGAGAAGAGGAUUAUUUAUGAAGAAGAGGAUGAAGAUGAAAUUACUACUCCGAAUGGCAAAAAUUUAUCUCAGAGUUCUUCUAGCAGUAACGAAAAGGUGGAAAAUUUUGAUAUCUCUCCCUCUGGACAUUUGGAUAAAUCCAAGCCUGUUAAAUCCCAGAUUAAUAACAAUUCAGAUGGUUCAGAGCCCUUGCCAUCUGGUGAGCAGCCCUCGAAUGAACCAUGUGGAGAGCUUGAACCAAAAGAUCCAGAUAAAGACCCCAAUGAGGAUCAUUUUGACAAAGAAUAUCAGAUGGAGGCAAAGAAAACACAGGAUUCUUUAUAA